Molecule: messenger RNA, 4483 nt
Organism: Thunnus maccoyii (southern bluefin tuna)
Lineage: Eukaryota; Metazoa; Chordata; Actinopteri; Scombriformes; Scombridae
Exons: 18
Coding region: 748-3771 (1007 amino acids)
Biological process (GO): proteolysis
Cellular component (GO): extracellular region
Molecular function (GO): serine-type endopeptidase activity; calcium ion binding
Source: RefSeq, a predicted model, not a curated record
AUAAGCCUCAGUUGCUGUCGGCAUGGAGAAGAGAUGUGAAUCAGAGUGGUAAUGAAUUCAAAACGCUUCGUCGUUGCAUUUUGGAACAAAUCACAACGCCGUAGUUGCUGAAUCCACUGAAAAUUAACCCAAAAUCUGACAAUAAAUUAAUUUAGUCUGCAGAUUGUGAAAUCUAUUUUCUCAACAGCGUAAUCUUUAGGCUACAUCCAUGCUAAUACAUUUUUGUUUUAAAACACGUAACUUUUGCUAUGUUUACGCCAAGUGUCCAUACUAUUCCGGCGUUUUUGAUCCCCUGAAAUGGAGACUUGUGAAAAUGCUGCUGACCUCGUUUUAGUUUGAAAAGUCCGGGAUUGCGUUUUAGUCUGAAAGGGUGGAAACAGACUUUUGAAAAUGAUGACAGGUGCACCCACAUCCGCUUCCUGAUUGGGUCUUAUCAGUCACGACGUAUCCUUCCCUGAUUUAUCACGCCAUUAUCACGUGACCCUUUUCUGGAAGAAAACAAAAGACAUUAGCAUUAACUACCAGUGGUUAAUUCAUCAGAGGAUAAUGAAUUAGAGGCGUUGCUGACCUCAUUGUCUAUGCUACAUGGCAGCAGUUGUGCAGUUAAAUUCUGCAUUUUAUGAUGCUACUACUGCCUACGUGUGCAGGAGCAAGCUAUUAUUCAAGUGAUUUGCAUGCCAAGUUCAGACUCCAUUUCUUCCACACAACGCAUUCAGGUUUUUCCAGUCAAGCUCACCAUCCGGGGCCAUGUUUUGGUUUCACCGACUGUCCCUCGGCCUCCUGCUGCUCCACCUGGCUGCCGCCGCUCAUGUCUUCCUGGACGGUGAGGCGGCCAGUCAGGUCCUGACCCGGCAAAGACGAGCCAACAGCUUUUUAGAGGAAGUUAAACAAGGCAACAUGGAGAGGGAGUGUGUGGAGGAGCAGUGCGACUAUGAGGAGGCGCAAGAGAUCUUCGAAAACACUGAGAAAACUGAUGAAUUCUGGACCACAUAUGUCGAUGGCAACGCAUGUAUAUCGAUGCCCUGUGCUCAUGGAGGACUUUGCCAAGACGGGAUCGGCAGCUACACCUGCUCCUGCCAAGCUGAGUACCAGGGCUCCAACUGCGAAAUUGAUAUUUAUAAAAGCUGUGAGAUCUUAAAUGGUGGCUGCGAACACUUCUGCAGAGUGGAAAACAGAAGCGUGAUGUGCUCCUGUGCUGAUGGAUAUUACCUGGCAUCAGAUGACAAGUCCUGCAACUCCAAAGAGGAAUACAAAUGUGGUGCCAUCGUCAUUAGAAGCCGCCGGAAUGUUUUCAGGCAUGAACAGCAUAACACUACGGAGGGGAACAUUAAUGGGUUGAACGACAUUGACAUCAACAUUAACACCACCAAUCAGAAGUAUGCGCCAGACAUCAUCUAUCUCCCAGAGUCCUCAGUUUCUGAGAACAGCAGCAGCAGCAGUGGCGAGAUCCUACGGGAUUACGUUGAUUUUGAGAGAAAUAACACCAAUGACAGCAUUGAUAGCAUCUCACCUGCUCUGGGUACGACCAACAUGCACAACACAGAGGACUGUCCACCGGGAGAAUGUCCAUGGCAGGCUCUCCUCCUGAAUGAGGAGGACCGAGGGUUCUGCGGAGGAACCAUCCUCACCGAAUACAUUAUCCUGACCGCCGCCCACUGCAUGAACCAAUCACGUUUCAUCUAUGUUAAACUCGGUGAGUUUGACAUACUGGCGGAUGACCGUAAUGAAGCUGUCCACCAUGUGGAAACUAUCAUUAUUCACAAAAAUUUUCGACCCAACACCUACCACAAUGACAUCGCACUCAUCAAAUUGGCGACGCCCAUCAAGUUCACCAGGUUCAUCCUGCCAGCCUGCAUACCUGAGCAAGAUUUUGCUGAAAAGGUCCUGAUGCAGCAGCUGUAUGGCACGGUCAGUGGGUUUGGACAUCUCGGCGAGGGUCGGCAGCCGUCCACCAUCUUGCAGCGUCUCACCAUGCCUUAUGUAGAUCGGCACACCUGCAUAGAAUCCACUAAUUCACAUAUCUCUAAACGCAUGUUCUGUGCCGGCUACAAGAAAAUAGCAAAAGACGCAUGCCAAGGUGACAGCGGCGGGCCGCACGUCACACGAUACGGCGACACCUAUUUCAUCACCGGCAUUGUGAGCUGGGGCGAAGGCUGCGCACGCAAAGGCAAAUACGGCAUCUACACCAAGGUGUCCAAGUAUAUUAGCUGGAUCCAUGCGGGCAUCAGCUUGGCGACGCCCGAAGAGACGAGUACCAACAGGGUGAAGAGGCACCAUGGCCCCAUCAAGAGGCUGUAUUUCGCAGUCAGUGUCACAGUGGUCAGCAUCAUGUCGCCUCGCUGUCGAGCGUCGCUUGUCUCUCUCGUCCUCCUCGUCUGCUUCCUUCAGGUCUUCAUCGAAGGAGAAGUGUUGCGGCGGACUGCGCCGGCCCACAGUGUGUUCCUGAGGUCCAAACGGGCCAACAUGUUCCUGGUGGAGGAGAUCCUGCAGGGGAACCUGGAGAGGGAGUGUCACGAGGAGCGCUGCGACUACGAGGAGGCCAGGGAGUACUUCGAAGACAACGAAAAGACGAAAGCUUUCUGGACAGUUUACUACGACGGGGACCAGUGUCAGCCGAACCCCUGCCUCCACAGCGGGAACUGCACUGACACCGCGGGGGGGUUCGUCUGCUCCUGCGUGCCCCCGUUCUACGGACCAGCCUGUGAACUGGGAGCAGUGGAAGAGCUGAGAGACAGAGGAACCAUGUCUGCACCGAUGACCAUCACAACAGAAAUCUCCCCGUGUCCGACUGAAGGUCCGACAGCUUGUCACCAGCUGUGCAAGGCGUCCCUUCACUCCUUCACCUGUUCCUGCAUGCCGGGAUUCAAACUGCAGAGCGACAACCGCAGCUGUGAGCCUGAAGUGGAGUUUCCCUGUGGAAGACUUCCUGACAAGUUCAACGCCACCAUAUUACCCUGGCAGGUGUCCCUGCUGGACCGCAGAGGGGUGGAGCUGUGUGGCGGUGUGGUGGUUGGUCGACGCUCCGUCCUGACCGCCGGUCGCUGCCUCCUCCUGGGACCCGUCAUACCACCCUUGAGCUUAUUCGUGCUCGCCGGUAACAGGAAGGUGGUCAUCCCCGUCCGGGCUUUCCACAUCCACAACCGUUUCCGUACAAAUCGCCAUGAGUACGACCUCGCUCUCGUCGAGCUGGUCAGGCCGCUGCCGUUCAGCCCCGCCCUCGUCCACCUGUGCCUGCCCACCAAGGACUUCUGCGAGAACAUCCUGAUGAAUGCUGGGAGGAUGGGCAUCACCCAGAAACGGAACCAGAACCAGAACUUGGUCUACAUGACACUGGAUGAGUGUCGGAGUGAGCUGAAUAUCUCGCAUCCGAUCAGCAACAAGAUGUUCUGCAUGAGGAGGCAGAACGGAGCCCAAUGGAGCCAACAUGGACUUUUACGGAGCCAACAUGGAGGUCACGGGAGGCUGAGCAAAGCAGAAAACUGCCGCCGUUUAAAGACUGAAGCUCACAAGUUCUCAGAAUCUGACGGUACUUCAAUGUCAGAGGUCAGGCGAUGCGGCGGUCUGUUGCCGGGGACGCCGGUUGCCACGGUGGAGAAAGACACAGCAUUUCUGACAGGGCUGCUGAUCUCACCGUCGGCAGGUUGUCAUGGUGACAGCGGUGGCAUGGUGUUCACCAAAGUGUCCCGCUACCUGGCCUGGAUCAAAAAGAAGCUGGAGGCAGCCGAGGAUCACAAGACCUCACAAGUCCAUCAGUAUCCUGAGAACCACUGAGGCUCCGCCCCCCCGACCGCCAUCAUUUAAAACUCCUUUAAAAUCAGAGCGAACUGUCUGUUAUUCCAUGUGUUUUAUCUCCUAAACGACAAAAUAUUUCCUGAACCGUCCCAUAAAUAGUUUUAUUGAUCACUUAUUGUUUUUUGAUUGAUCUUAAAAGCCUCUGCUGGUGCAUUCAAGGAUGCUCCGACAUGUGAGGUUUAAGAUUUAGCUGCUGAACAGCAACUUUUCCAACUAACAAAAUUACUAAAUUUACUUUACCCUUUUACAACUUUUAUGUUUGCUUAUUGUUUUUCUACAAAGUUUGAUUUUCUGACAACGUUGAUGAAGAUCUUUCUGGAACACAGUGAAUCUUAAAUAGUUUAUUAAAUAAAAUUUAUGAGCUUCAAGUCUAUUUUCCUCCAUCUUAAGCUGGAUUUAAACUCAACGGAAGUAGUAGUAGAAACACUUCACUAUAUGACAAAACGGUGGUUAAAUGUAAACAACUUUUACAAAAGCUUUCAAACUAAAAUCUAGUUUUAUUGAAAUGUUCUGUCUUGCAUUUAUUUAAUAUUUGUGAAACGCAGAAAAAGUGAAAUCUGUAGAAAAUAUGAAAUUCUUGCAGUGACCGAAGGAAAUAUUUCCUUUGAAUAAAAACACUGAAACACUGAAUAUGUUGUCAAGUUGAAUUGAUGAUAAUAAAACUAACUCUCAUGUCUCUACUCAGUGGCUG